This is a messenger RNA of Polistes dominula (European paper wasp), 1865 nucleotides long. RefSeq names its product protein-cysteine N-palmitoyltransferase Rasp (gene rasp). The record is from RefSeq and is a predicted model, not a curated record. Lineage: Eukaryota; Metazoa; Arthropoda; Insecta; Hymenoptera; Vespidae. Gene Ontology annotation, cellular component: endoplasmic reticulum. Gene Ontology annotation, biological process: protein palmitoylation. Gene Ontology annotation, molecular function: palmitoyltransferase activity.
UGAAUUGUUCAAUUAAAUAUGAGCCAUGUAAAAUUAAAAGAGAUGCAGUACUUAAAUUAUUUACACGUUAUGAAUCUAGAUAGCGCCUCAUGUGUAAAACCAAACAAAAGCGGCAUGAAGUUUCGUAAAAUGGAAUUAUUCUUUAAUUUUAGACAAUGUUUAUUUAUGUAUCGUAGAUUUUUAUUGAUAAUUACAACUUUAAAUAAUUAUUGGCGGUAAAUUUAAAUCGACAAUGCGUAGUAGUAUUUGUUUUUCAAAUAAAUAUGAAAGAAUUUUGUAUUUUGUUCUGUGGAUUGGUGGAGUUGCCUAUUCAAUUUACAACGUUUAUUUGACGAAUAUCCAUUUUCAAGAUUAUUAUGAUGUAUAUUCUGAUUUUGUAUCUGGAUGGUCAUGGAUUGGAAGAAAGCAAGAUGUUUCUGAUCAAGAGUGGAGAGUAUGGAUUCCAUUAAUGAUUACUUUAAUACCUUGGAUAUUUGUACAUCAUUUAGUUAGUGAAAUCAUUAAAAAUGUAUUCAACGAAAUGCAAUUAUUGUGUUGCUGGUAUACCUCGGUAUCUACCCUUUUUCUGUGCUAUUAUUUUGGAACAGUGGGCAUGUUAUGUAUAUUGGCACAAUCAUCGCUAUUAUAUUUACUAAAUUAUGUUAAUAGCAAAAAGAUUAUUUGGCUUGUACAUGUAUUAUUUUUAUUUAUAAUACAUGUUUGUAAAAUACCAAAUGGUUCCUUUUACCAGUGGUUACAAUACAACGAUGACGAGCAUUACCUUUUAUUACUCGCAAUGUGUUGGAUUCAAUUGAGAUCUAUUAGUCAAAAUAUGAAUACUUUUCAAAUGCACAAAUUUCAAGACAAGAUCAAUUUUACAGAUUUUUUUAAUAACUAUCUUCAAAUGUUGGCAUAUUGUUUAUAUUUACCUACACUUUUUUUGGGUCCAUUGAUUUUAUAUCACGAAUUUUUGAAUGCAUUGGGUAAAUUCCCAUCAAAGUGGAAUUUCAUGAAAGCGAAGAAAAUAAUUACUAAUCUAAUUAGAUAUAUUUUUUGGUACUAUUUUACUGAAUUUUCCCUGCACUUCGUUUAUAUUAAUGUGCUUCAAUAUCAUCCAAAGAUUGUAGAAAAUUUAAAUUCAUGGGCCCUAUAUGGUCUAGGAUAUUGUAUGGGACAAUUUUUUCUAAAUAAGUAUGUUGUUAUUUAUGGAAUUAACAAAACUUUAUGUGAAGCAGAUGGCAUUGAAGCUCCCUUGCCACCUAAAUGUAUUGGGAGAAUUCAUUUAUAUUCAGAUAUGUGGAAAUCUUUUGAUAGGGGUUUAUAUAAAUUUCUCAUUAGGUACAUUUAUAUACCUGUAAUAAAUACUACUAAGUCAAACGGCUAUCAUAAAAAAUUGUUUGCUUCUUUUCUAUGUUUUACAUUUGUUUUUUUAUGGCAUGGAAUGCAAACCAAUAUCUUUACAUGGGCACUUUUGAAUUUCAUUGGUUUAAACAUCGAAAACUUAUCAAGAAUAAUAGGGAAUACCGAAAUAUAUAAUAGAAUUGUGGACAAAUAUCUUAGUUCUUGGAAUAGAAGACGACUUGACUGUGCAUUAGCUAGUAUUCUUUUGGCAAUGUCUGCAAUAUCCAAUUUUUUUUUCUUUGCAGGACAAAAAAUUGGAAAUAUAUAUAUAAAUCGAAUAUUAAAUGAUUCGUGGAGUACUACAUCGCUUCUACUGUUUUUUCUUUAUUGUUGUUGUCAUGUUUCGAUAGACACAAAAUUGAUGAAAAUGUAAUAAUUAUUUAUUAGUAUUAACUUAUCAAAGAAUAGAUGUAUUUAGACGAUAUUUUUUUAAAUGACAAUAAAUAAAGAAUAAAUAAUAAAGGCAAAACCAUUGAUAUAUUCAA